AUGGAGUGGUUUUUAAUUGAUCCGAAAACCCUGGAUUUUGGGAAUUUAACUCCCGUAUUUUGGACAAUUAUCUUUUGUGGUAUGCUGUUUUGUCGCUGUCUUCUUGUCAUUACGCUAUUUGGGAUAUGUUGCUUUUCUUGCUGUCUAUUCUGUAGACGACGUCGUCAAAGAAAAAUCCAACGUCGUCUCUCUACAUCGAGUGUUCUUUUUCCUGAAGAUGUGGAAAUAUCUUCAGUUCUACUUCGACCUCCUCCAAUAAAUCCGGAUUAUACACCUACACCACGACCAAUACGCUUUCCUCAAUCACGCUACUACCAGCAGUACUUUCACACCGAACAAUCACCUACUGAGACUCUUGAUGAUCGCAUCAUCCCAAAUCCAGCUCCUGUUCCUUCUUCAACCAUCGCUGAAUCCUCUCUUCCUCCUGCUGAUUCUGCUCCUCCUUGUAAGUAG
This is a messenger RNA of Rodentolepis nana, 453 nucleotides long. NCBI's taxonomy places the organism in Eukaryota, Metazoa, Platyhelminthes, Cestoda, Cyclophyllidea, Hymenolepididae. The record is from the annotation of a GenBank genome assembly.